AUGAUAGAGAACGAGGGCGACACCACCGGAAUGAUCCCAGGUAUCCGAGAGGCCAACGACUUUCUGGCCUACUUAGGAGUUAUCCCCAGCCUCGUCCCCUGGGUCAUCGGGUUAAGCGCCGUCUUAGGCAGGAAGUCGAAUACCUCGGUGCUAGUCAGCUACACCUUUGCGCAGAUCAACAAGAACCAAGAAGCGAAUGCGCACUCGACAACCAAGGACAGCAAGAAAUACAAUACCUUCCUGAAGAAGGUGCUUGACAUGAAAUCCCAAGGGCGUCUCAAGCUGCCCAACGUCCUGGAUGCCUGUGGCAGCAAUAUCGGAGCCGGUUCAGACACCACAGCCGUCACACUAAGCUCGACUCUGUUUUUCCUCUACUCGAAUCCUAACAAGCUCGCCAAACUGCGCAGGGAGAUUGACACCAAAGCAGCCGACGGCAGCAUCUCAGACCCUGUCACCUUUCAGGAGGCCCAGAACAUGACCUACCUACAGGCUGUCAUCAAGGAGACACUGCGUCUUCAUCCAGCCGUGGGAACCAUCUUGCCCCGUGUUGUGCCUAGAGGUGGCAUAGAACUGUCGGGACACUAUUUUCCCGAGGGCGUAUGUAAUCAGCCGCGUGUUGUUAUCCCCUACUGA
Fusarium vanettenii 77-13-4 is the source of this 633-nucleotide messenger RNA. RefSeq lists its product as uncharacterized. Bases 1 to 633 code for a protein of 210 amino acids. Gene Ontology annotation, molecular function: oxidoreductase activity, acting on paired donors, with incorporation or reduction of molecular oxygen; heme binding; monooxygenase activity. The record is from RefSeq and is a predicted model, not a curated record. The transcript has a single exon. Lineage: Eukaryota; Fungi; Ascomycota; Sordariomycetes; Hypocreales; Nectriaceae.